Oryza brachyantha (malo sina) is the source of this 1530-nucleotide messenger RNA. RefSeq names its product Holliday junction resolvase MOC1, chloroplastic-like. The transcript is spliced from 2 exons. NCBI's taxonomy places the organism in Eukaryota, Viridiplantae, Streptophyta, Magnoliopsida, Poales, Poaceae. Bases 55 to 984 code for a protein of 309 amino acids. The record is from RefSeq and is a predicted model, not a curated record.
UGGUGUCUCUCGGAAACCCUAAUCCCUCUCCUCUCCUCGCCUCGCCUCGCCGCGAUGAUGUCCUCCGCCGCCAGCUCCGCCGCGAGGCCCCCGAUCCCGCGCGGCUGCGGCGGCGACCGCUGCGGGUCCGGCCGCGACGCCUGGCCCCUCCACAACGUCCGCCACCAGGGCGUGUACUGCCGCCUCUGCUCCUCCUGCGUCCUCCUCUACCACCCCGCCGCCUUCUGCUCCGCCUGCCUCCUCCUCCUCCCUCCGGUCCCCGCCUUCAACCCCGCCGCCGGCGCCGGCGCCGCUGCUCGGGAUCCCGUCGCUGCGCCGCCGGGGCCCACCGCCGCCUGCUCCGCCUGCGGCCUCUUCGUCGCGCACCACUCCUGCGUCCCGGACCCUGUCUCCUUCGUCUGCCCCACGUGCGCCGCCGCCGCCGAGGGGAGGGUCUUCUCCUACACCCCCGCGCCCGCCGCGGGGGGAGGCGCCGCCCGCACGAUGGACGAGCGCGCCGCGCGGGUCCUCCUCGUGGCCGCGCGCCUGGCGCACGACUCCAUCUCCCGCGCCGCCGCCGCCGCCCGCGAGGAGGCCGACCGCCGCGUCCUGGAGGCGGCCGUGGCGCGGAAGCAGGCGCGCGAGAUGCUCGACACCGCGUUCCUCGCGGCGGAGGCGGAGGCCAGGGAAGCCAAGAAGGCCGCCGCCGCCGCUGCCGCCACGCCCGCCGCGGCCGUGGCCACGCCCACGCCCGCGGCGCCGCCCAAGAAGAAGACGACCCCGAAGGCCAGCGAGGCGAGCAGAGGAGACAGAGACAAGCCGCUCAAGCUCAACGCCACGCAGCAGCCGGCGCUCGCGCUCGCCGCGGCGGCGGCCGCCGCAGCCAGCUCGAUGCCAUUGCCAAUGCCGUCACCCAUGGAUGUCGAUGGCAAUGAGGCGCAAGGUUCAGCAGACAGAUCGUUUGGAGAUGAUCGUGGCCCGCUGUUCGGGAGCUUGCAGCCGUGAUAUUCGUUGCGCCUUAUUCCGCUUCUUCUUCCAUGGAAUUAUGCCUCAGUGUAGCCAUGUGAAUCAUAGAAGGUCGCUCAAGUUUGAAGGAUUGCAAUGUGAUUGAAUCCCCAUUUUGGAGUGUGCUCUCUGUAAAUCCUAGUCUUGACUUGGUACAUGAUCCGUUCAUCAUCAUCGUCAUCACCAUCAACUGUAGCUUGGUUGCAUCUCAUAUACCCUGUUUGUUAUUUGUAGUAUAGCAAAAUAUGUUGCUUGUGGAUGCAUAUUGCACAACUAAAAUGUUGUGUUGCUGAUAGCUUCAUCUUCGUUUUCUUCUUCUUUUUUUUGGAUGAAAUUAACUAGAUUGAGAAAUCAUGAUGGCAUAGUAUCUUUCCUGUUUCUGAAACCUGUUGCGAAUCGGAGCAUGAUCUUUCUGUGUCCUUCCAUUCUUAUUGUCUGCCAUGGCAUGGAAGUGUGAGUUCGAAAUUGAUGGUUAGGUUAACAAGAUUGGUGAAAUGCAUUCUGUUAUAAAAAGGGAUUGGAGAAUUGCAGCGAUGCAUUUGGUAA